AUGAGCAGCCCAGUGUCCGUGACUGUAUGCGAUAAAGUAUGUGUGGUGUACGUGCAGUUCCUGUCUUCGUGUGAUCAAAUAUUUGUUGUGUCUGAGUUACCGUCAUCUCGGGACGACAGGGAGGACGACCUUACAGAUGACGGACAGCUAGAAAGUUGUGCAGCUGUACCAGAUGAAGACACGGGGAUCAGCGGCAAGACACAAGAUCCCUGCGGCUCACAGAUCGACUCUUCCGGCAUUGAUUUCUUGAUUUCUUUUCAUAAGAAACUCGAGUUCUUCCGGUCCAAAGAGUCUCACCGAGCUGAGAAGAGCAGGAAAGAGGACCACAGAGAAGACCUCACUGACAGCAUAUGGCUGGAAACUCUUCCAGUUGUGUCUGACUUAUCAUCUUCAUCAUCUUCUUCCUGUGAAGCCAAUGAAGACACAGCGAUCUGCAGCUCUCAGAUCGACUCGAUUGAGCCCGAGUCAGUGGAAGAGGCUCUUCAUGAGACGGAAGCUCAGACGUCAUCAUUGACAGAAACUGACCUCGCUGUAGAGAGCUGGAUGAGGUACUACAUCGAGAACCGCUUUGAUGACCUCUUCGAUGACUCAUGGCUGGAAACUCUUCCAGUUGUGUCUGAGUUACCGUCAUCUCGGGACGACAGGGAGGACGACCUUACAGAUGACGGACAGCUAGAAAGUUGUGUAGCUGUACCAGAUGAAGACACGGGGAUCAGCGGCAAGACACAAGAUCCCUGCGGCUCACAGAUCGACACGAUUGAGCCCGAGUCAGUGGAAGAGACUCGUCCAGCUGUAUAUGAGUCAUCAUCGGAGGACGACAGUGACGACGGACAGCUAAAAAGUUAUCUAGUUGUAGAAGAUGUCCACACAUACAGCAGGACAGAAGAUCCCUGCAGGUCCCGGAUCGAAUCUUCUUGGAGAAUUUCUCUUCAUGAGACCGAAAGAAAGCGUUUGCAGGGCGUAUCUUACCUCCCGGAUGUAAUCACUGAGGACCCCGCUCCCUCAUCUCAGUCUGAAGAAGAGGUUGUGGGAAAGAAGAAAAAAUCUAAAAAGAGAAAAAGGGUCCGAGCUUUCUUCGGUAGAAUGUGGAAGAGGAUAAAACGGCCCUUCAAAAGAAACGAGUCCAGCCAAUCAUGACAGCUGGACUAAAACAUCUGUUCUGCUCUAACAAAAGAGAAGUAUAGGAAGUAUGUAUAGGGUAAGUAUGGGCUAUGAUGUGAUUUCAUCAAGUACAUUCAUGUAAACUUCAAGUAGAUUACUUAGUUAAUACAAUAUACUUCACUAGUACAUUUACCUUCUUAAACUAGUUCCCUUUUAUAAUAUUUUCA
Molecule: messenger RNA, 1328 nt
Organism: Triplophysa rosa
Lineage: Eukaryota; Metazoa; Chordata; Actinopteri; Cypriniformes; Nemacheilidae
Exons: 5
Coding region: 1-1137 (378 amino acids)
Source: RefSeq, a predicted model, not a curated record